AUGCACCCGCUCGUGCGGGACCUCUACAAGAAGCUGUUGACCGUCGGCCGCGACUACCCGGCGGGCCUGGACCACGUGCGCGACCGCGCGAAGCGCGAGAUCUUCGGCCGGCGCGACAUCGAGGGCGAGGUCGACAUAAAAAAGGCCGUGCGCUACGGCCGCUACAUGCUCCGCGAGAUGAUGGGCGUCAUCCAGCUCAAGAAGUACCGGACGCUCAAGGCGCGCUACGCGCCCAGCGACGACGACGAGCCGCCGCCGCCGCCGCCGCCGGCGUCGGAGCGACGAUGA
Molecule: messenger RNA, 288 nt
Organism: Aureococcus anophagefferens
Lineage: Eukaryota; Pelagophyceae; Pelagomonadales; Pelagomonadaceae
Exons: 1
Coding region: 1-288 (95 amino acids)
Biological process (GO): respiratory electron transport chain
Cellular component (GO): mitochondrion
Source: RefSeq, a predicted model, not a curated record